Molecule: messenger RNA, 801 nt
Organism: Aureobasidium melanogenum CBS 110374
Lineage: Eukaryota; Fungi; Ascomycota; Dothideomycetes; Dothideales; Saccotheciaceae
Exons: 1
Cellular component (GO): mitochondrion
Molecular function (GO): GTP binding
Source: RefSeq, a predicted model, not a curated record
GACCUCCAACGCUACCACGUCUCCUCUCCACCCACACCAGCCCAACAAACCUACGCCCAUCGCUACUUCCAAAACCCAGCUUCCCCUCCCAUCCAUCUCUGGACCGCCGCCAAAUUCUCCACAAUACCUCGAUCCCCAUACCCCGAAGUGUGUUUCGUAGGCCGCUCCAAUGUCGGAAAGUCUUCCCUCUUGAACGCAGUGUUCGGCCGUCCUAAAGAGAAAAUCGCAAGAGUGAGCAGCAAGGCUGGACAUACGAAGACGCUUAACGCGUUUGGCGUAGGAGGCAGUCAAAGAGACACAGCAGCCAAAGAACCACUUAAGCAAUUGGUUGCAGGAGCUUUGGUGGUGGUAGACACACCUGGAUACGGCUACCACUCUCGUCAAGAAUGGGGCCCCGAAAUUAACAAAUUCUUCGAAAAGAGAAGGCAAUUGCGUAAAGUUUUUCUACUUGUCGACGCUUUACACGGUAUCAAACCUAGAGAUCUUGUGUUGCUGCAACAUUUCGAGACUGUGGGGAUUGAUUAUCAAAUCAUUCUGUCCAAAGUGGAUAGGAUAGUUAUGACGGACUCUAAAGUCCCUGGAGCUGAGAAACUCGCCCGUCAAGUCGCUAAACUUGACAAAAUUUACCAAGAGGUGGAAGAACAGUUGAGUACACUGGAUGAAGGCAAGAGGAGGAAGAAAAGAGAUGUUCUGGCUGCGAGUGCUGAGAAACAGAUUAAAGGACUGCAAGGGUGGGGUGGUGGUGCAAAGAUUGGGAUUGAAGCUGUGAGGUGGGCUGUUCUCAAGGCUUGUGGACUGGAU